AUGCCGGCGGCAGAGCGCACGCUCGGGCAGACGGAGCUCGACGUCACCGGGCAGGCUCCCGUCGACCGCUGCGCCGCAGCCCUCGCCGGAGACACGACCCGUCAGCAGCCCUAAAUGUUCAGCAGCAGCAGCUAUGGCCAUCCCGUCGCUGCCCCGCCUCAUCAACUCACUGCUACGCCAGCUGGGGAGGAUGGUGGGGCUUGUCUGGCGGCGCAGGUAA
Molecule: messenger RNA, 220 nt
Organism: Spirodela intermedia
Lineage: Eukaryota; Viridiplantae; Streptophyta; Magnoliopsida; Alismatales; Araceae
Source: the annotation of a GenBank genome assembly